Molecule: messenger RNA, 1119 nt
Organism: Polychytrium aggregatum
Lineage: Eukaryota; Fungi; Chytridiomycota; Chytridiomycetes; Polychytriales
Product: WD40-repeat-containing domain protein
Exons: 12
Coding region: 1-1119 (372 amino acids)
Molecular function (GO): protein binding
Source: RefSeq, a predicted model, not a curated record
AUGGUGGAGAAGAAGGAAAAGGUCGAUUCGGGGAGAUGCUUGGGCGUUUUCAGAUCACACGAAGGCACAGUGUAUAGCUUGGAUGUCUUCUGGAAGGGCGGGAGACCGCCUAUGAAACGAGAGAGGAUACGGCGGUCAAAAACCAUGAGGGUGGAGCCUGGAACAGACGAAGAUGGACUGAUUGCUCUCGUGACGGGAUCCCACGAUCAAACAAUACUGGUGUGGGAUGUCGCUCCUUCAACGGUCAACAAGAAAGAUCUCGCCGUCAAAGUGACGCAAGCCAAGAAGCUGCGGGGCCACACCGCCGAUGUAUAUGCCAUGGAGAUCGUGCCCGAGUUCAGUGAAUACGUACCGCACUCACAGAACCAAAUUGCUCAGUCGAAAUACGAUAAGCGAGUCGUCAACCUGGUUUCGGGUGGAGACUAUACCGUUCGGACGUGGAACAUUGGCGAAUCCAACACCUGUCUACAAACGCUCCAAGGCCACCUGGGCUACGUGGCAUGCCUGAAAGUCAAGGGAAAGCGGGCCUUCUCUGGAUCGUGGGAUACCACCGUGCGGUCAUGGAAUCUAGAGACCGGCAAGGCCAUGCACGUCUUCAAGGGACACAAAAACAUCAUCAACUGCAUCGAUGUCACCGACACAGACAUCUUUAGCGGGAGCUGGGACAUGUCCAUCAUCCAGUGGAGCCGUGCGACUGGCGAGCCGGUCAAUGUGUUUCAGGGACAUACCGAUGGCGUCCAGUGCCUCCAGGUGCAUGACGAAAACAUCAUUACCGGAUCCAUGGAUAAAACUGUUCGUGUCUGGAGCAUAGCAACAACAAAAACAGUCAAGGUCCUGCGGGGACACCAAGGAGGAGUCGAGUGCCUGAGCGCGGUCAACAAACUAUGCUUCACUGGAUCAUAUGACAAAACAAUCAGAUGCUUCAAUCUCGAGACUGGGGAGUGUCUGAUGGUUUUUGAGGGACACACAGACGGAGUGUACUGCCUCAAGUUCUUCGAGGGUAUUCUGUACAGCGGCUCUGGUGAUCGGUCUAUUCGGCUCUGGGAUGCCCGGGACCUGGUAGAACAAGCAUCAAAGCCCUGGUGGAAGCGCCUGCUACGAUGCUUUGGAAUCAAAUAG